GUUUUUCCGUCAGUCGAUUUCCUGGACUAAACCUCUUUGCUCUCCAAUGCAAUGGCUCCCAUUUACCCAGUGAUGUUCGAAGUGUCCAGUACAUUAGCCUGGAGAGAUACUCACCUCAGCCUGAAGUGCCGCCACACAUUAUAGCUUCACUGUCCUCUGUAGACGGAGUGAGAUUGGAAAACAGCUAUGGAAACGCCAACGUCUACGUGAGUGGAAGGUUCGACGGGGAUAACAUCCAUUCCACAUCCUUAACUGUCCUUUUAGCCGAUGUGAUUCUGGACCUGAAGGUGACAUACGGCUGCAAAAUUAGCUACAUUAAACGCGGAGGCGGCCUGGGAGUCACCGAGAGGUUUUUGAAUGUCAGUUUUGCUGAUCUACAAACUUUGUACUUACUACAGUCAGAUGAUCUGGACAAAAAUCAUCAUCUGCAACGCCUUGCACAGACACCUUUUAGCGAAACAAAACAUG
This is a messenger RNA of Candidula unifasciata, 468 nucleotides long. NCBI's taxonomy places the organism in Eukaryota, Metazoa, Mollusca, Gastropoda, Stylommatophora, Geomitridae. The record is from the annotation of a GenBank genome assembly.